AUUAACUGCUGACUCGUUUCAAGAAGUUUUGCAGUUAUGCUAAAGCCGCUUAUCUUUCACUAAAAACUGAAGAGUUAUAGUAUACUAAGACAAAGUAUACCAUGGCAGCAGUUGGUUUUUUUAAGUAAAAUUCCACUAUCAGCAGCAAAAAUUGUAUGCACCCCAUCAUCGCCUCCACAGUAGACAGUGUAGUUUUUUUUGUGUUAUCAGCGGUUAUUAUCAGGACUGCCUAACAGAUUUCCUUUGUCUUCAUCGGUCCCACAAUCGCCAUUGAAGCCGCUUCUAUGAUAUUGCCCUUGCCUUCUUUGAACUGGCUGUUGAUCAUCUACAAAAGCAGAAAAGGAAAGUCCAUUUAGUCGAUGCGAUGGGGUGUGUCCUCCCCUGUACUUAUUUUUUUUUUUGCUAUCUUGUUUCCAGAGGUUUGCGGCGCAUCCAACACUUUGGGACAGUUAUCAAAUCAAAGUAGACAGAAAAAGCCUGAAAGUCGGUUCAGGUAUGUACACACAAAAAGUAUAAUCGAAAUCUUCAAACGCUUGCUGAUAAACCAUGUGAUUGCUGAAAGGACUCUACGGCUGGAUUACUAAACUGUUGACAUGCUGAUAACGAUGGUUUUGAA
This is a messenger RNA of Zychaea mexicana, 616 nucleotides long. RefSeq lists its product as uncharacterized. The record is from RefSeq and is a predicted model, not a curated record. NCBI's taxonomy places the organism in Eukaryota, Fungi, Mucoromycota, Mucoromycetes, Mucorales, Lichtheimiaceae. The transcript has a single exon. Bases 360 to 584 code for a protein of 74 amino acids.